AAUAUCAAGACUGAAGUAUUAAAAUGAUUUUUUUUCCAUUUCAGUAGACUGAGUAAAUCAAGCUUCACCAUGUCGUAUGAUUUUUAUAUAGAAGAGGACAAAGAUUCUGAAAUGCUUCCCAUCAGUGGAGAUGACGAAGAUGCAGUUGAAAGAGAUGAAGACUUGCUGUACUUGGCAACUGACCACCAAGAGGAGGAGAUUGAUUUCUUUGAUUCUGACCACAUUGAUGAUGUACGAGAAGAUUCCUUUUACUUUGAUGCUGAUGAUGGUGAAGAAUUUUACUUGGAAGACACUGAAAUGGAUAAUGAAGAUGAAGAUGAAAGAUACUGGGAUGAGAAAGUCCACAACGACUCCACAGUCACCAGGGCACAAAGUCUACUGAUGUAUAUUUUGUUCACCCUGACACACAGACUAACAAAAGUUGCCAGUGCUGACCUUCUGGAACUCAUAAACCUUCACAUUCCUAAUCUUUUCCCAAGAUCCAAUUACUUCAUCGAGAAGUUUUUCAAUGUUGCAGAUCACAUGGACACCAUUGAAAAACAUUUUGUUUGUGAACAGUGCCAAGGAUAUAUGGGCAAGGAGAUUGUUCCAAUAUGUGUGUAUUGUGGCUGGGAGAACAGAGAAAAUGAAACAACAGCAAAUUUCUUCCUGGUUAUGCCAUUGCAUUCCCAAAUAGAAAACUAUUUAAAGGUGAAUGGACUGCCAAAACAAAACAGAACAGCUGAUUGA
Molecule: messenger RNA, 729 nt
Organism: Saccostrea echinata
Lineage: Eukaryota; Metazoa; Mollusca; Bivalvia; Ostreida; Ostreidae
Exons: 4
Coding region: 70-729 (219 amino acids)
Source: RefSeq, a predicted model, not a curated record